AUGACAACUCCAAGGAAUGCUUAUAAAAUUGAUGAGCAAUAUCCUGGCUCCGACCUUCCUGGUGAAACGGCCGCAACACUGACUACUGCGGCCGUUGCUUUUAGCAAGUCGGACCCGCGUUAUUCAAAGGAGCUUCUUACUCAUGCCAAAGAGAUCGAUUCUGGUUUUCAAUUCGUGUUGGCUGACCUAAUUCUCAAUCUUUUGAAUAGUGCUGGUGUGAUGUUAGUACCAGUUCCGUUUGAUGGAGUAGGAUACAGGUCUUGGAGAAGAAGCGUACUUCGAGCCUUAUCAGUGAAAAACAAAUUAGGGUUCAUCAAUGGUGAAUGUAAGAAACCUGAUACAAAUUCAACUGAAUUUCGCCAAUGGGAAAGGUGCGACGACAUGGUGACAUCAUGGAUAUUGAAUUGUUUGUCUAAAGAAAUUUCAGACAGUGUUGAGUAUGUUAAUUACUCUGCAGAACUGUGGACUGAAUUGGAAGAUAGGUACGACCAAACAAAUGGGGCAAAAUUAUAUCAAAUCCAAAAGGAAAUAAAUGACCUGAUGCAAGGAACCUUAGAUAUCAAUACCUACUACACAAGGAUAAAAAAGUUGUGGGAAGAAAUGAGCACACAUAGUGCCAAAAACCAGUGCAAAUGUCAAUGUACAUGUGGAGCAAAGGAAAGCUUUCACAAAGCAGAACAUGGCAGACGUUUGAUUCAAUUCCUUAUGGGAUUGAAUGAGGAGAAAAAACAAAGAGAAUUUAGGCCCAGUAAUCGACUGGAAAUUGGAUCAACUUCAUUGAAUGCAUCUACUGUGAACUACAGAAAUUCAUCUGGAAGGAACUUUAGAACAAAUUAUAUAGGAAAGAACAACCACUCAAGAUUCAACAAUCCAUCAAGAAACAAUAUUUACUCAGGAAACAACAACUACUCAAGCAACAAUAGAAAUGACUUAUUUUGUGAAUUCUGCAAAAGACCAGGACAUACCAAAGACAAAUGCUACAAACCGCAUGGGUAUCCUAAUAACAACCAUAGCAACAAUCCACAAGGCAACUACCAAAGCUAUCCACAAACCAAUAACCAGUACUUUAGAUUUGAUAAAGGGAAGAGAGUUGUAGCUAAUGCACAUGGGGAUUUGACGUCCACUUAUGGAGAGGAAUAUCCAAGAAAUGAUACUCAGAGUGCUAACCAUCAGAAUGCCAAAUUGAAAAAGGAACAAUAUGAACAAAUGAUGAGUAUGCUGAAACAUUUCCAAGUUGAGAACACUGGAGAAGAUCAGAAUAAUGACUCUAAUGUCAAUGCUGGUUCUGCCAACUUUACAGGUAUUGGCCCUUCAAUGAAGAGGCCUCAGGUGAUUGGUAGUAGUGGACUCUACUUUCUUUGUUCCAGAUGUCUCAAGUGUAAUGUUGGUAAUGCUACUAAUGUGAUUUCUGUUUGUUGUUGUUUUUCUGGUAGUGACUCCUCUCUUGUUAGAAAGAAGCUUAACAAUGUAAAUAGUGGCAGCAACAUGUUCACUAGGAACAAAAUCCUCAUUUCCCCUCCACAUGUUUCAUGUUCAUCCCCUUAUGUACAUAUUUCCACUUUUCACAAUAAUAAAACUGAUGAGUCUGCCAAUGAUUCUUGUUUGUUUGUCGACAACAACUCUAGUCUGACUGUUAGCAAAAAUCCUUGUUUGUCUGAUAGUAAUAAUUCCUACUUGUCUAUCAUUAGCAAUGUGGACUUAAUGUGGCAUAGCAGACUUGGCCAUGUGCCCUUUGUUAAAAUGAGAGAUGACUUUAGCAGAUGCACAUGGACACAUCUGCUUAGCACCAAGAGUAAUGCUCUCCAAGUCUUAAAGGCCUUCACCAUUAUGGUAGAAAAUCAGUUUAACACCUCCAUUAAAACCAUCAGAUCAGACAAUGGCCUUGAAUUCACCAGUAAAGAAGCCAAUCAAUUCUUUCAAACCAAAGGUAUACUUCAUCAGAAAAGUUUCCCUUAUAAACCACAACAAAAUAGUGUGGUGGAAAGAAAGCAUAAACACUUGCUUGAAACUGCCAGAGCACUUUUGUUUCAGUCCAAAUUGCCCUUGAAAUAUUGGGGAGAGUGCAUACUGACAACUAUUCAUCUUAUAAACAGACUCCCAUCAACCCAAUUGAAGAAUAAGUCCCCUUAUGAACUUUUAUACAAAAGAAAACCAGACUAUUCUCACCAAAAAACCUUUGGAUGUCUAUGCUAUCCAACUGUGCCAAAGGUGCAUAGAGACAAGUUUGAACCAAGAAUCACAACUCACAUAUUUGUGGGAUAUCCUUAUGGCAUAAAGGGCUACAAGUCUGUAGUGUUUGAUGAUUUCUCUAAAAGUACUGAAACAAGACCUCAGAAUACCCUAAUUAAUGAUACUAGAAAUGUAGUUGUCACUGAACCUGAUAUGCCACUUGACUCAUCCCAACAAGCACCUCCAUCUCCCAUUUCCCAUUCAUCACCUCCUGCUCAUCCCUCUUCACCACCAUCACCAAUCCCAUCUCCUAUUUUCCACCCACCAGCUCAACCUUCAUCCAUGGUUCCACAGAGAACUUCACAGAGACCUAAUAAACCACCUAACACCUAA
Messenger RNA from Lycium ferocissimum, 2562 nucleotides. RefSeq lists its product as uncharacterized. The record is from RefSeq and is a predicted model, not a curated record. Gene Ontology annotation, molecular function: hydrolase activity, hydrolyzing O-glycosyl compounds; nucleic acid binding. Gene Ontology annotation, biological process: DNA integration; carbohydrate metabolic process. The coding region runs from base 1 to 2562 and encodes 853 amino acids. The transcript has 7 exons. Lineage: Eukaryota; Viridiplantae; Streptophyta; Magnoliopsida; Solanales; Solanaceae.